Messenger RNA from Paramisgurnus dabryanus, 3198 nucleotides. It is a transcript of the gene xrn2, whose product is annotated as 5'-3' exoribonuclease 2. Gene Ontology annotation, cellular component: nucleus. Lineage: Eukaryota; Metazoa; Chordata; Actinopteri; Cypriniformes; Cobitidae. Gene Ontology annotation, molecular function: 5'-3' RNA exonuclease activity; RNA binding; zinc ion binding. The record is from RefSeq and is a predicted model, not a curated record. Gene Ontology annotation, biological process: nuclear-transcribed mRNA catabolic process.
ACCCGGAAGUGACGCACUGUUAGCUGCUAUUUACGAGCAUCUGCGUGCUGCGUAUUUGGAUUCAAUCACAAAUCUGCGUGUUUCACUGUUUUUAAUUCGUUUUUAAUCCCGGGUUUUUGGUGUAUUUUACGGGAGAUGGGAGUCCCCGCAUUUUUUCGCUGGUUGAGUCGCAAAUAUCCGUCGAUUAUUGUUCACUGUCUCGAGGAGAAGGCAAAAGAGUACAAUGGAGUUAAAAUCCCUGUUGACACCAGCAAACCUAACCCAAAUGAAGUGGAGUUUGACAACUUGUAUCUUGACAUGAACGGCAUUAUUCACCCCUGCACGCACCCUGAGGAUAAGCCAGCACCUAAAAACGAGGAUGAAAUGAUGGUUGCCAUUUUUGAAUACAUUGACCGACUUUUUAACAUAGUUCGACCGAGACGAGUUCUUUACAUGGCAAUCGACGGUGUGGCUCCUCGUGCCAAAAUGAACCAGCAGCGAUCAAGACGUUUCCGUGCGUCUAAAGAAGGCGUAGAGCUCACUGAAGAGAAAGAGAAAAUGCGAGAGGAAGUUAUUAAGAGAGGGGGUUACCUGCCGCCUGAAGAGAUUAAAGAGCGUUUUGACAGCAACUGUAUUACUCCAGGAACAGAAUUCAUGGAUAAUUUGGCCAAAUGUUUGCGCUACUACGUUGCAGACAGACUGACCAAUGACCCUGGAUGGCAUAGUGUCACAGUGUUUUUGUCAGAUGCAAGUGUUCCUGGAGAAGGAGAACAUAAGAUUAUGGAUUUCAUCAGAAGACAAAGAGCUCAGCCAAACCACGACCCAAACACACAUCACUGUCUCUGUGGAGCAGAUGCUGAUUUGAUUAUGUUGGGUUUGGCAACUCAUGAGCCUAACUUCACCAUUAUAAGAGAGGAGUUUAAACCCAAUAAACCCAGACCCUGUGCCCUGUGUGGACAGAUGGGCCAUGAGAUUAAGGACUGUCAGGGUGUGGCGAGAGAGAAACAGGGCGAGCACGAUGAAUUUGCAGACUCAAUUCCAGUGUCAGAGCAGGAGUUUAUCUUCAUUCGACUGUGCGUCUUACGAGAGUAUCUGGAGAGGGAGUUGACAAUGGCCAGCCUGCCGUUCCCCUAUGACUUUGAGCGGAGCGUGGAUGAUUGGGUGUUCAUGUGCUUCUUUGUGGGAAAUGACUUUCUGCCUCACUUACCGUCUCUUGAGAUCAGAGAGGGGGCCAUCGAUCGACUGGUUGGCAUCUACAAAGACGUUGUGCACAAGACUGGGGGCUACUUAACAGAGAAUGGCUUUGUGAAUCUGGAGCGGGUGGAGCUCAUAAUGCAGGCCGUCGGUGUGGCCGAGGACAACAUCUUCAAAAAACGCAAAGACGAUGACGAGAAUUUUAAAAGGAGAAUGAAGGACAAGAAGAAACGGAUGAAAGCAGAGCAGGGUCCAGCGUUUGUUCCCAGAGGUCAGUUUGCACCUCAGGCUCUGGGUGGCCGCGGCAGACCGAUGCCGGUACAGAAUGCCAGACAGACAGCGUAUGAGAUGAGAAUGCAAGGGAACCGAGAUCAACGUAACCAGGACGCAGCACAGUCUUUGAGGGCCAUGAUGAGAAAUGGAAAGACCCCAGCUGGACCCAGUAAUGACAUGGACGGUCGUGGUGUGAAACGAAAGGCAGAGGACAGUGACAGUGAACCGGAACCUGAAGAUAACGUCAGGUUAUGGGAGGAGGGCUGGAAACAGCGUUACUACAAAACAAAGUUUGAUGUGGACGAGACGGACGACGAGUUCAGGAAGAAAGUGGUUCAGUCGUACGUGGAGGGGCUGUGCUGGGUGCUUAGGUACUAUUAUCAGGGUUGUGCGUCCUGGAAGUGGUAUUUUCCAUUUCAUUAUGCACCAUUUGCCUCUGACUUCAAAGACAUCAAGGGGAUGUUCACCGAUUUUGAGAAAGGGACUAAACCGUUUAAGCCUCUGGAGCAGCUGAUGGGAGUUUUUCCUGCCGCCAGUGGAAACUUCUUGCCGACAACAUGGCGAGCGUUGAUGUCAAACCCUGAAUCUUCCAUCAUUGACUUUUACCCUGAUGAUUUUGCCAUUGAUUUAAAUGGGAAGAAGUACGCCUGGCAGGGUGUUGCUUUGCUGCCAUUUGUUGAUGAGCGGAGGUUACGGGCAGCGUUAGAGGACGUUUAUCCUGAUUUGACCUCGGAGGAGGAGCGGAGGAACAGUUUAGGAAGUGAUGUCAUGUUUGUGGGUAAGGCCCACCCACUCUGUGACUUCAUAUGGGAACUGUACCGUGCAGAAUCUCAUGAGGACACUGAGAUCCCUGCAGAAUUUUGCCAUGGAAUCCAAGGUAUAUUAAAUCUAGAUGAGGCCCCUAUUCUACCAGAUAAACCGGUGCAGUCGCCCAUCCCAACACUGAGAGACAUCGCCACCAAUUCUGCCAUUGGAAUCAAAUUCAGGGAUCCACAGUUUGCUGCUGAUUAUGUGUUCAAGGCUAUUGUGUUGCCAGGGGCAAAAAUCCCUAACAAGGUUUUGAAACCAGGAGACUGGGAGAGGAGUAACAGCGGCCAAUGGAGACCUCAACUUGGGUUCAACCCGAACCGUCAACAAGCUCACCUGGGCCAAUCAGGUUUCAGAGCGCUGAAUCACCACGUGAGCAGAAAUCAAGGUCCCGGUCUCUAUGGACCCGGUCCACCACACAGGAGUCAACAGGGCGGUCAGUUCAGCAAUACCCCACCUCCUCGACACUACGGUCAGGGAAACUAUGGUCAACCACACAGAGGCUCUUCAAACCAAUAUUCCAGUCAACCUGGGUUUAAUCGUCCUCCAACACCAGCAAACCCAGCACCAUAUUCAAGGUAUCAGCAGGGAUCUCACGGGUGGGAUCGAUCGAUGCAGUCUCAGGGUGCUGCACACCAGCAGAAUCUUCAGAGGGGCAGAGGAGGUUGGGGGCCGCCUCAUAAUCAACAUAACAGGAGAGGUGGACAGCAGGGGUUUAAUUCUGGACAGGAGUAUGCUUUACCUCCACCAUCCAGACGUUACAAGUGGAGCUGAACGCUUAUCUGAACGACUUCAGAAGUUAUUUUGUGUUGAAAACCACAUUGUCUUUUUUCUGGCACUCUAUUUGUUUGUAAAAGUUUUUUCUUAUUUUACUGACAGUGUUCUUACGGAGUGAUUUUUAAGAAUAUGCCUGUAAAACCUAUAAAAUACGCAGGUGACACAAGA